Rangifer tarandus platyrhynchus (Svalbard reindeer) is the source of this 981-nucleotide messenger RNA. The record is from the annotation of a GenBank genome assembly. NCBI's taxonomy places the organism in Eukaryota, Metazoa, Chordata, Mammalia, Artiodactyla, Cervidae.
AUGGAAAGAGCCAGGCGAAGGGGAGGCGGCGGCGGCGGCGGCGGCGGCCGUGGCCGCGGCGGCAAGAAUGUAGGGGUCUCUGGCCUAAGCAAGAGUAGACUGUACCCCCAGGCCCAGCACUCCCACUACCCCCACUACGCGGCUUCAGCCACCCCUAGUCAGGCUGGGGGCGCCGCCGAAAUCCAGGAGCUGGCCUCCAAACGAGUGGACAUCCAGAAAAAGAGGUUUUACCUAGACGUGAAGCAGAGCUCGCGGGGCCGGUUCCUCAAGAUAGCCGAAGUCUGGAUAGGGAGAGGCCGGCAAGACAAUAUCAGAAAGAGUAAACUGACCCUCUCCCUGUCGGUGGCAGCGGAGCUGAAGGAGUGUCUAGGGGACUUCAUCGAGCACUAUGCCCACCUGGGCCUGAAAGGCCACCGGCAAGAGCACGGUCACGGCAGAGAGCAGGGCUCCAGGAGGAGACAGAAGCACUCAGCGCCCUCCCCGCCGGUCUCGGUGGGGUCCGAAGAGCACCCCCACAGUGUCCUCAAAACAGACUACAUCGAGAGGGACAACAGGAAAUACUAUCUAGACCUGAAGGAAAACCAGCGGGGUCGCUUCCUAAGGAUUAGACAAACCAUGAUGCGGGGGACUGGCAUGAUAGGUUAUUUUGGCCAUACUUUGGGCCAAGAGCAGAAUAUUGUCCUCCCAGCUCAAGGAAUGAUCGAGUUCCGCGAUGCCUUGGUUCAGCUCAUCGAAGACUAUGGCGAAGGGGACAUCGAAGAACGCAGAGGUGGAGACGACGACCCCGUGGAACUCCCCGAGGGGACUUCUUUCAGAGUGGACAAUAAAAGGUUCUACUUUGAUGUGGGCUCUAAUAAAUAUGGAAUUUUCCUGAAGCUCACAAAUUACCCUAAAUCCAGAGAGAAUAUCAACCCUUUUCACUGUUGUCAAAUCCAGCAAAAGGAACAGCCCCAUGACACUACAAAAACAGUAGAGGAAUAA